Messenger RNA from Moesziomyces aphidis, 2100 nucleotides. NCBI's taxonomy places the organism in Eukaryota, Fungi, Basidiomycota, Ustilaginomycetes, Ustilaginales, Ustilaginaceae. The record is from the annotation of a GenBank genome assembly.
AUGUUGGGAAGGUCAGUGGCACGAGCAGGCUCUGUAGCACUGGCCAGUGCAGGGCGCAGCCAGCUUGUCGGUGUUCCGAUGCGCGCACCAGCCACUUCGCCGUUGCUUCGGCUGGCACAUGGCUGGGCGCGCGAGGCUAGUCUUCCAGCACGCUCUCCGAUCUGUGCUCGAAUCGGCGUGUCCUCCUUCAGCACAUCUUCACGAGCGUUUGCGACACCCAGGCCCACGCCUGGUCCGAGUCCCAUCGGAGCCGCAGGCAGUCGCGCAAGCCGGGCGGCCUCAAUGACCGAGGAGAUGCAGCGUCGACAGCGCGAAUCGUACAAGCGCCGCAACCAGUCGCUGCUCAUGUACUCGGCUGCACUCAUGAUGUUUACGCUCGGAUUCAGCUAUGCAGCCGUACCCCUGUACCGCGCGUUUUGCUCGGCGACCGGGUUCUCGGGAACGCCAAUCACAGAUCCGGAACGCUUCGCCCCCUCGCGACUCGUUCCGGCGUACACGGAUCCCAGCACCAACGCUCCCACCAAGAGAAUCAGGGUCACGUUCAACGCAGACGCUUCCGACGCCAUCCCAUGGUCAUUCACCCCGCAGCAAAAGGAGAUCUAUGUCUUGCCCGGUGAGACCGCACUCGCAUUCUACACCGCCAAGAACAAGAGCACCAAGGACAUCAUCGGUAUUGCCACCUACAACGUCUCCCCCGACAGAAUUGCGCCGUAUUUUGCCAAGGUGGAGUGCUUCUGUUUCGAGGAGCAGAAGCUGUUGGCGGGCGAGGAGGUGGAUCUGCCCGUGUUCUUCUUUAUCGACUCGGACGUGCUCGAUGACCCAAGCACAAAGGGCGUCGACGACGUCGUGCUCAGCUACACCUUCUUCUCGGCACGCAGGAACCCCAAAAACGGCCAGCUAGAACCGGAUACGGAUCUCAGCCAUGCAGCUUCUCCGCCACGGCUUCACUCUUCGCAACCAUCCGAUCUCGGCCACCAGCUUCUGCAUCUAUACCCAACCGCUCAUCAUACAGAAGAAGCACCUUACACGCAUCCGUAUCCGCAUCCAUAUCUGCACUUUGAUCAACUCUGCUCGCAGCGACACCGACACCGCCACCCACAACGACCUUUCCGACCCAUCAUGGCGGGAUCAUCGCUGCGCAAUGCGGUGCAGCGCCGCAACCACAAGGAGCGGUCGCAGCCCGUGGGGCGGGCCAAGCUGGGCCUGCUUGAGAAGCACAAGGACUACGUGCUGCGUGCCAAGGACCACCACAAGAAGCGCGACAUGCUCAAGCGGCUCACCGAGAAGGCGGCGAUGCGCAACAAGGACGAGUUCUACUUUGGCAUGAUCAACUCGUCCACGCGCAACGGCGUGCACCAGCACGCGCGCCCCUCCGAGCAGCUCGACAACGACGUGGUGGCUCUGCUCAAGACGCAGGACGUCGGCUACAUCCGUGCGGCACUGCUGGCGGAGAAGAAACGCAUCCACGGCCUCGUCGAACGCAUAGCCCCCUCCAUCCCCAACCUGCCCGUCGAGUGGCUCGACGAGAAGGACAACCGAAGACCGACCCUGGAGCGCGCAGGACUGAUUGCGGCGCCGGGCAAGGCGAAAAAGUCCGCCGUGGCAAAGAUCGGCGCACAGGGCAAAAAGACCGUGUGGCUCGACGAUGCAGAUGCGCUUCGAACAUACACCGCUCCCUCGGCCUCGACAUCAGGCACGCUGUCCACACCAACAACGCCGAGAAAAGAGAGCAGCUGGGUGGACGAGCUGUCAGACUCGUCGGACAUCGAGGUGGAGGCGGACGAUCUGACGACGCCCAACACGGCGCUGCGCAAGGGCAACAAGCAUCUGGGCUACCUCACCACCGAGCUCGCCUCGCGCUAUGCGCGCCUCGACCAGCUGCAGACUGCGGCGGAGAAGCUGAACCUCGUGCGGGCGCUCAUGACGCACAAGGGCGGACACUCGAGCGUCGUCACGGCGCGCAAGAACAGUCUCGCCGACAAAGUGGCGCGCGGCACCAUGACCAAGAACGGCCUGGCGCUGACAGAGGAAGAGGACGACGAGGAGGGCGCGACGACGGCCAAGAAGGUGUACAAGUUCAGCAAGGAGCGCAAGCGUUAG